CAUAUAAAUAUACCAUCUAGGGUUAGGGUUAGGUACCCAAAAAAAGGCUAACAUUUUCUCCUACUUAUCAUCUAGUUUGGAUGAAUAAAGUGGAAACCCAAAAAAAAAAAAUUCAGGCACCCAUUUCCACUAUUUAUAAAGAUCAAAUAAUUGGUUUUCCUAAAUUGAUCAGCUAGGGUUUUGGAGGAUGAAGAAACGGCAAGUAGUAAUGAAGAAAGAUUGCACAGGAGGGAAAAACUCUACCACAUCAUCUUCAAUGGUAAGAACUGUGAGGUAUGUUGAGUGCCAAAAGAAUCAUGCGGCAAAUAUUGGUAGCUAUGCUGUGGAUGGGUGCAGAGAGUUCAUGGCAAGUGGAGAUGAAGGGACAAAUGGUGCGCUUCUGUGUGCUGCUUGUGGUUGCCACCGGAAUUUCCAUAGAAGAGAAGUGGAAACUGAGGUAGUUUGUGAGUAUUCACCACCUACUUUCAAUGAUUAGAUAACUAUAUAUGGAGAUAUAAUAGCCCUUAUGUAUGUGUGAAUAGCUAGAAGGUAGUUUGUGUGAUUUUAUCAUUUUACCGAUUGCUAUCAUAAUAGAACAAAUUGUUGUUGCAAAUCCUCAUCAACAG
Quercus lobata is the source of this 605-nucleotide messenger RNA. RefSeq names its product mini zinc finger protein 3-like. Gene Ontology annotation, biological process: regulation of DNA-templated transcription; regulation of developmental process. Lineage: Eukaryota; Viridiplantae; Streptophyta; Magnoliopsida; Fagales; Fagaceae. Gene Ontology annotation, cellular component: nucleus. Gene Ontology annotation, molecular function: DNA-binding transcription factor activity; transcription cis-regulatory region binding. The coding region runs from base 188 to 475 and encodes 95 amino acids. The record is from RefSeq and is a predicted model, not a curated record. The transcript has a single exon.